AUGCCUACAGUAGCGCUCACACUCAAAACAGCACAAUCGGACUUCCGGGACAUCCAGAUCUGUAGUCCCGAAGAUGCUCCAUAUCUCCGAGCGCCUGCUCAUCUUGUUUUUGUCGCGUUGGUGAACUACAAGCUCAUCCCGCUCUACUUGGUCUCAAAUGGGCCAUACCCAGUCUACUCUGACGAUAAUGACACAGAGGCGUUUUUCAUACGGUCGUUAGUAUGCCAGAAUAUGAAUGUCGGUCUACUCGCGAAAUGUCCGGAGCUGGACGGAGACCUGUUUGUGGUGUUCUAUGUGGAUGAACUGUCCAGCGGAAUUAAAUGUUUCUGCUUGGACUUCUCCAUUAUCGCCCAGGCACUAGAAUUUCGGGAAAUGACCCAGGAUUCAGAAAAUACAUAUUACGUAAGCAGGACGAAAUGGGGCUCGCUACGAUCCGAUACCAGUGUCUUUGACAGAGUCCUUGAGAACAAAAGCUCCAGGAAGUCUUUCACGCAAUCGCCCUCUGAGGCUACUACACACACAAGCCUGCUGCUCACGACCCCCGCACAAAUCUCGCUGGCAAUCAAUAAGAUCAUACUACUGGGUCUCAGGCUUCGCGGUCUUACAGCCAGUGGUCUGUCCUCGGCCAAAGAUAAAAUCGCCAUUCGAGAGAUCCAUCAAAUGACGCGAAAAGCUACUCUUUUCGCAGUGAGGAAAUUUAAAUAUGACUUUAAUGCUGGUGAGACCCACCAUGAACUACUGUUGUCUGUGCUACAAGACAUAGUGGAGUCGCUUCUCCAAGCGUUUGUCGAUAUACCGAAGAAGUAG
Messenger RNA from Australozyma saopauloensis, 807 nucleotides. RefSeq lists its product as uncharacterized. Lineage: Eukaryota; Fungi; Ascomycota; Pichiomycetes; Serinales; Metschnikowiaceae. The transcript has a single exon. The record is from RefSeq and is a predicted model, not a curated record. Bases 1 to 807 code for a protein of 268 amino acids.